Ogataea angusta is the source of this 411-nucleotide messenger RNA. RefSeq lists its product as uncharacterized. Lineage: Eukaryota; Fungi; Ascomycota; Pichiomycetes; Pichiales; Pichiaceae. Bases 1 to 411 code for a protein of 136 amino acids. The record is from RefSeq and is a predicted model, not a curated record. The transcript is spliced from 2 exons.
AUGGCUAGAUAUUGGUGCAAGACAUGUUCUAAGGCCAGUGCGGGCCAUAGGGCUGCAAUAAACCGUUUAGUGAGAGGGUUUCGAGAAAAGCAACAGGAGCUAGAGAAACUUACACGACAGGCCGAGAAGGAGCUAAUCCGAGCGAGAGAGAAAUCUCCAAUUCGGCAACAAAGCCUUCCGGUUGCACAGCCAGUGAAUGAACAUCAUUAUGAGUCCGAACGGCCAGCAUACUCGGUGCCUACAGGGAUCCGAGAAAGGAAGAUCACUAAAUCUGAAAAAGAGCUAAGAGAGUGGGGGCUGAACGAAAAACCAAUUGACGAGGAGCUCUCGAGCGAUUCGGACACAGAACGCAAAGAGCCCAAACCCAAACCCACGUUCAAAAAAAGAAUACCGAAGAACCAGCACAGUUAG